Messenger RNA from Rhododendron vialii, 3681 nucleotides. Its product is annotated as homeobox-leucine zipper protein ANTHOCYANINLESS 2-like. The record is from RefSeq and is a predicted model, not a curated record. Bases 675 to 3113 code for a protein of 812 amino acids. Gene Ontology annotation, biological process: regulation of DNA-templated transcription. Gene Ontology annotation, molecular function: lipid binding; DNA binding; DNA-binding transcription factor activity, RNA polymerase II-specific. The transcript is spliced from 9 exons. NCBI's taxonomy places the organism in Eukaryota, Viridiplantae, Streptophyta, Magnoliopsida, Ericales, Ericaceae.
CUCCCCUGGACCCCUGCCCUGUUCAUACAUGCCUUUCUCCUUUUCCUGCUUUGCUUUUUGAUAGGCCCCCUUUUCAGCUCACCUCAUGAAAACCAACCAAACCCCUUUUCCCUCCGUCUGGUCUCAAGCAUGCAGGUACAUAGAGAGAGAGAGAGAGAUACUAUAAAGUAACCCCCGGACUAGGGUUUCACGGAGGACCAUUUUGAUGCUUGUUUUACCGAUUCUUCAACUCCAGACUCCAUAUCUGUAGAGAGAGAAAGAGAAGCACACACAUAUAUACACAUAUACAGAGAGAGAGAGAAUAGAGAAGGAAGUGCAAAGCAUGAGCAGUAAAAUUAGGGUGUAGGGAAUUAUUGCUUGCCUUCUUUCUCUUUCUUUCUCUCACAGUCUAAGAGAGAGGAAGUUUGAGACAUUUGGGUUUUCGCCCCUCGUGUCUCCUCUUCCUCUCUAUCCCAACAAUUUUUUCUUUUUCUUCCUUUUCUUCUAAAGAUAUUUCCUGUGUAUUUGAGAGAUCCAGUUUGCUAGACUUUUGUUUGUGUAAAGAAAGUCCCCAUUGUUAAUUAUUUUCUACUCAUUGUUAGAAGCAAUUGUAGAUUUGUGUGAAAGAGAGAGAGGAAGAAGGAAGGGUGAGUGAGUUGCCUUAAUAGGCUGUGAGAAUAAAAAGGGCAUAUUUCAUGAGUUUUGGGGGUUUUCUUGAUACUAAUAGCGGCGGCGGCGGCGGCAGUGGUGGCGGUGGUGCAAGAAUCGUCGCCGACAUACCUUACAGCAACCACAGCAUGCCCAGUCGCCUUGUCUCUCCUCUUUCCAAGUCCAUGUUCGCCUCUCCUGGCCUCUCCCUCGCUCUCCAAACGAGUAUGGAGGGACAAGGGGAUGGGGCAAGAAUUACGGAGAAUUAUGAGAGCAAUGUCGGAAGAAGAAGCAGGGAAGAGAAUGAGAGCAGAUCUGGAAGCGAUAACAUGGACGGAGCCUCUGGCGACGAUCUAGACGGCGCCGACGACAAGCCGCCGCGGAAGAAGCGGUACCACCGUCACACUCCUCAGCAAAUCCAAGAACUCGAAUCUCUUUUUAAGGAGUGCCCUCAUCCGGAUGAGAAACAAAGGUUGGAGCUUAGCAGGAGGCUUUGUUUGGAGACUAGGCAAGUUAAAUUCUGGUUCCAAAAUCGCCGUACCCAAAUGAAGACCCAGCUGGAGCGACACGAGAACUCCAUUCUAAGGCAAGAAAACGAUAAGCUUAGAACUGAAAACAUGACUAUUAGGGAAGCAAUGAGAAACCCAAUUUGCAACAACUGCGGUGGUCCAGCGAUAAUUGGAGACAUAUCAUUAGAAGAGCAGCAGCUUCGGAUUGAAAAUGCCCGUUUAAAAGAUGAGCUAGAUCGAGUUUGCAAUCUCGCCGGAAAAUUCCUCGGCCGCCCUAUCUCCGCCUUGCCCGGACUGCCAAACUCCAGUUUGGAAUUGGGUGUUGGGAGCAAUGGGUUUGUUGGGGGGUUAAGUAGUGGUUUAAGUGUGGUAACGACAACAUUGCCUUUGGGGCCUGAUUUCGGGGUUGGGAUUUCAAGUCCUUUUCCAGUGGUGGUGCCGCCGAGUAGAGGCUCUACGGGUGUGGCGGGCGGUUCUUUGGAGAGAUCUAUGUAUUUGGAGCUUGCUUUGGCUGCUAUGGAGGAGUUGGUCAAGAUGGCACAGGCUGAUGAGCCGCUUUGGUUUAGGGGGUUUGAAGGAGGAAGGGAGAUAUUGAAUGAUGAUGAGUAUUUGAGGAGCUUUUCUCCUUGUAUUGGAUUGAAACCAAAUGGGUUUGUGACUGAGGCUUCUAGGGAGACUGGCAUGGUUAUCAUCAACAGUUUGGCUCUUGUGGAGACAUUGAUGGACUCGAAUCGGUGGGCGGAAAUGUUCCCUUGUAUGAUUGCUCGAACCACAACUACUGAUGUAAUCUCCAAUGGUAUGGGAGGAACUAGAAAUGGUGCACUUCAGCUGAUGCACGCGGAGCUCCAAGUUCUUUCACCACUGGUUCCAGUUCGCGACGUAAAUUUCCUUCGCUUCUGCAAACAGCACGCUGAGGGAGUGUGGGCGGUGGUCGAUGUCUCCAUCGACAGCAUCCGGGAAACAUCUGGUGCCCCGACGUUUCUCAGUUGCAGGAGGCUUCCUUCUGGUUGUGUGGUACAAGAUAUGCCCAAUGGGUACUCCAAGGUUACAUGGGUAGAACAUGCGGAAUAUGAUGAGAGCGUUGUUCAUCAGCUCUACCGGCCCUUGGUUGGUGCCGGCAUGGGCUUUGGUGCCCAGAGGUGGGUAGCCACCCUUCAACGCCAAUGCCAAUGCCUGGCUAUCCUAAUGUCAUCUGCUGUACCAUCAAGAGAUCAUACUGCUAUUACUGCGAGUGGGCGACGGAGCAUGUUAAAGCUUGCGCAGCGCAUGACAGACAAUUUCUGUGCCGGAGUCUGCGCUUCAACGGUGCACAAAUGGAACAAGCUAACUGCUAGCAAUGUAGACGAAGAUGUCCGGGUUAUGACCCGGAAGAGCGUGGACGAUCCCGGUGAGCCACCGGGUAUCGUCUUGAGUGCCGCAACUUCUGUUUGGCUACCCGUGUCUCCACAAAGACUCUUUGAUUUCCUGCAUGAUGAACGACUCAGAAGCGAAUGGGACAUAUUGUCCAAUGGUGGACCCAUGCAGGAAAUGGCCCAUAUUGCCAAAGGCCAAGACCAUGGCAAUUGCGUCUCUCUCCUCCGCGCCAGCGCCAUGAACGCGAACCAGAGCAGCAUGCUGAUACUGCAGGAGACGUGCAUAGACGCAGCAGGGUCGCUUGUGGUGUACGCGCCUGUCGACAUUCCGGCCAUGCAUGUCGUGAUGAAUGGUGGGGAUUCUGCCUACGUGGCGCUUCUGCCCUCUGGAUUUGCGAUCGUUCCGGAUGGGCCGGGGUCACGCGGGCCGGCUAGUAACAACGGCCCAACCAAUAUGGGGGGCUCACCCCAAAGGACCGGUGGGUCCCUCCUAACCGUGGCCUUCCAGAUCCUGGUGAAUAGUUUGCCAACGGCCAAGCUCACGGUUGAAUCAGUGGAGACGGUGAACAAUCUCAUCUCCUGCACCGUCCAGAAGAUCAAAGCCGCCCUUCAGUGCGAAAGCUGAUCUGGGUCACGCGAUUUUCAUGUGCCGGAUAAGGAAAAAUGACGGUAGUUUGCAUUGGUGGGGAUUUAACAAAUCUAUAUGGAGUGAGAAGAUAAUUUAACAAUUGUAAUUUUUUUUUUUUUUUAUUAGAGUGGUGGUGUGGGAGUGACAUGGCGUGGCUUGUGUGAUUUUUUUUAAAUUUUUUUUUAGUGCAAGUGUGGGGGUGUGAGUCAAGAACGAACCGCGGGUGUGGUAAAAGUCCUUGCAGGGUGGUAAGAGCAAAAAGAUGGCGGACCCGGGUCGGACUCGGAAGUGGGGGGCUGUGUACAAGUUGUUCUUAACUCAAUGCAAGGGUGGUGGUUCGGGUAUUGACUCAGGUCGACCCGUGAGCUGAGCUCCAAGCGCCGUUUUCAGAGUUGGGGAUUGUUUCGUCAUUUGACUUGAAAUCAUUUUGUAUUUUUUUCGUGUAUUUUUUUUGUUUUUGUUUUGGGUGUUGAUUUUAUGUUGUGGUUUAGGGAUUUGAUUUGCGGUUUGCAGAAAGAACUGUGGUGUUGUAGUAGUAAUGUUAUACUGAAGAGAUUUGACUAAA